AUGGAAAAGUGGCCAAUAGUGCUUCUUAUUCUCCCGCUGAUCAUCUGUCUCGGCCACUUGGCUUCCCUCCGCGAAACUGGCUUCAAACAUAUUGAAACACGGGACUACCCCGCAAGCAUCGCCGAAGAACAACCUUCUGCUCUUUUUGAGGUGCGGAUUCUGUCGAUUGCGAACAUGUUCCUGGCGCUCGGCUUCAAAGAAGCGAUGAUUGCGAACGGUGAUGCAGCUCACACGUGA
This is a messenger RNA of Parastagonospora nodorum SN15, 237 nucleotides long. RefSeq lists its product as hypothetical. The transcript is spliced from 2 exons. The record is from RefSeq and is a predicted model, not a curated record. NCBI's taxonomy places the organism in Eukaryota, Fungi, Ascomycota, Dothideomycetes, Pleosporales, Phaeosphaeriaceae. Bases 1 to 237 code for a protein of 78 amino acids.